ACCCCGCCGUUUACACUGUCGGCACCAUGGACGUUCUGCUGUGUGUUGCCGUAGCGCUGAUGGCCUCUGCCUCAGCUCUGAUUGCACCAAUGAAGAAACCGGAUGGGACUUUGGACUUGGAGAGCGUCCACACCCAUGUCUUACUGCUGGAACAGAUGUUUGCUAGCCUGGCAAAAGCUUCUGAAGUUGAGACCCUCAAGUCCAAAGUGGAGACCCUUAAGUCCAAAGUAAAGGCGUUGAAGUCUGCGAGUACAUCCACUAUACGUCAGAUGCGGACAAUCAACACCACUGCCAUGGAAACAAGGUCCAUUGUCCAGGAGAUCAGGCAGUACAGCAAUACAUCCAACGUGGCGUUUGAAGUAUCAUGUGAAAAGGCAGGGCAUGUCGUCCAAGCAAGUCAAAUCUUCAAGUUUAACAAAGUUACUCUGAACAAUGGCGGAGGGUACCACGCAGCAACGGGUGUAUUUGAAGCUCCCGUGUCCGGGACGUACCUGUUCUGGGCUAGCAUUGACCCAAAGGCACACAUUCACGUGGCUCUGUACAAGGAGGGGGCAGAGAUAGCGGUUGCGUCUGGCUUCGAGACUACCAGUCUUACGUAUGCAACAGAGGUGAAGGAAGGCGAAAAGGUUUGGUUUCAAAGUUUCAGAUACGCUUCCGAAGUCGAAACGAAUCGACACUCAACAUAUGGCGGAGCUUUGAUCCAUGAGCACAGAGUGUAGCAUGAUGACUCAAACCUAAAUAAAAUUUGAUUCAUAAAAUCUCCUUUUCUUGAAUAAAUAUUUGUCACUAAACAAGAA
Haliotis rubra (blacklip abalone) is the source of this 797-nucleotide messenger RNA. RefSeq names its product multimerin-2-like. The record is from RefSeq and is a predicted model, not a curated record. Bases 27 to 719 code for a protein of 230 amino acids. The transcript has 2 exons. Lineage: Eukaryota; Metazoa; Mollusca; Gastropoda; Lepetellida; Haliotidae. Gene Ontology annotation, molecular function: protein binding.